CCGGGACAAAGCUUGAAGGACAAUGAGAUCUCGAGCAAGCCUGCCAGGAAGCUCCACAAUACCAAACUCCCGCGGUAGGAGGAGCUUGACGAGUAGACGAGAUUCUCGCCCGCGCGCAGGAGAACGAGCGGAGCGGAGCAGGGAGCGGCCCGCUUUUCCUGUCUGUUCCCGCGCGGUGAGAGCGCGGCUUUGUGUCCGUGGAAACCGCUGAACUGUUCACCUUGAGGGGGCGGAAGGUCUGCCUUGGCGCUGCGCUAGUCCGUCAAGGUGGGAAGGGAAGGCGAAUGUGGAGCGCGAAGCUCUUGCAUGCAACAAUACUUCCGUAUGCUGAAAAGCGUUCUGUAGAUUCUGCACUAGGAGGAGGAGGAUGUGGAGGGGAGUUGUUCCAGCACCUUGAUCAUUUUAGCUACCCCUUUCUGAAUAUUUUCCAGCUCUACAACAUCCUUUUUUGAGUGAAAAAGAAUCAAGAUGUCUUCUGUCCCUGUUUCCAGUUCUCCUUCCCAGCUUACUGUGGCAUCACAAGUUCCUUUUGAAGAUCUCUGUUCAACAUUAGAACGAAUACAAAAAUGCAAAUCCCGAUCAGAGAAAACCAAGUGGUUCAAGGAGUUUUUAGAUUCCUGGAGGAAAUUUCAUGAUGCACUUCAUAAAAAUGAGAAAGAUGUGACAGACUCUUUUUAUCCUGCAAUGAGGCUUAUUCUUCCACAGUUAGAACGAGAGAGGAUGGCUUAUGGAAUCAAAGAAACUCUGCUUGCUAAGUUGUAUAUUGAACUGUUAAAUCUUCCCAAAGAUGGCAAAGAUGCUUUACAGCUGUUAAAUUAUCGAACACCUACUGGCUCACGGGGGAAUGCUGGAGAUUUUGCUGUGAUUGCCUAUUUUGUGUUGAAACAAAGAUGCCUCAGGAAAGGUCAACUGACCAUACAACAAGUGAAUGAUCUUUUAGAUUCAGUUUCUAAUAACAACGCUGCUAAAAGGAAGGAUCUGGUCAAAAAGAGUCUUCUUCAGUUAAUAACUCAGAGUUCAGCACUUGAACAGAAAUGGUUGAUCAGGAUGAUAAUAAAAGAUUUGAAACUUGGUGUCAGCCAGCAAACCUUACUUUCUCUCUUCCAUCCUGAUGCUGUAGAAUUGCACAGUGUUACGACUGAUUUGGAGAAUGUUUGUAGACAGUUACACAAUCCUUCUGUAUUUCUCAGUGAUGUUUCUAUUACGUUAUUUUCUGCCUUUAAACCAAUGCUUGCUGCUAUUGCCAACAUACAACAAAUUGAAAAACAAAUGAACAAUCAGAGUUUCUACAUAGAAACCAAAUUAGAUGGUGAGCGAAUGCAGAUGCACAAAGAUGGAGAUGUUUACAAGUAUUUUUCCCGAAAUGGAUAUGAUUAUACUCAGCAGUUUGGAGCUUCACCACUUGAAGGUUCAUUGACUCCAUUUGUUCAUAAUGUAUUUAAAAAUAAUAUUCAAAACUGCAUUCUGGAUGGUGAAAUGAUGGCCUACAAUCCAACCACAGAGACCUAUGUACAGAAGGGAAGCAAAUUUGACAUCAAAAAGAUGACAGAUGAUUCAGAAUUACAGACAUGCUUCUGUGUGUUUGAUGUUCUAAUGAUUAAUGACCAAAAGUUGGGUCAUGAGAUGUUAAGCAAUAGAUAUGAGAUGCUAAAUAACAGUUUUACACCAAUAGCAGGUCGUUUGCAGAUUGUUCCUAAAAAUCAAGCUAACAGUCGGAAAGAAGUAAUAGAUGCUCUGAAUGAAGCAAUAGAUCACAGGGAAGAAGGAAUUGUGGUAAAAGAUCCUAUGUCAACUUACAAGCCAGACAAACGUGGGGAAGGAUGGUUCAAGAUCAAACCAGAGUAUGUCAGUGGGCUGAUGGAUGAGCUAGACCUUUUAAUUGUUGGAGGCUACUGGGGGAAAGGGCAUCGUGGUGGUAUGAUGUCACAUUUUUUAUGUGCGGUUGCUGAGACUCCUCUACCUGGUGAAAAACCAUCUGUGUUCCACACUAUUUGUCGUGUUGGUUCUGGUUACACUAUGAAAGAGCUUUAUGACCUUGGCUUGAAAUUGGCCAAAUACUGGAAACCUUAUCAUAAAAGAAAUCCUCCUUUUAAUAUUUUGUGUGGAACUGAGAAGCCUGAAGUCUAUAUUGAACCUUGUAAUUCAGUCAUUGUUCAGAUUAAAGCAGCUGAGAUUGUGAGUAGUGAUAUGUACAAAACUGAUUAUACAUUACGUUUCCCUCGUAUUGAGAGGAUAAGAGAAGAUAAAGAAUGGCAUGACUGCAUGACUCUUGACAUUCUAGAGCAGCUCAGAGGCAAAGCUUCUGGAAAGCUAGCAACUAAGCACCUUGAUAUAGGUGAUGAUGAGCCACAAGAUAAGAAACGUAAAACUGUGCCCAAGAUUAAAAAAAUUGGUCUAAUGGAUUGUUUUAAAGCUCCUGAUCUUUCUAAUGUAAACCAAAUUUCCAGUAUAUUUGAAAAUGUUGAGUUUUGUGUUAUGACAGGGACACGAAACUCUUCAAAAUAUGAGUUGGAAAGUAAAAUAGCAGAAUACGGUGGCAGCAUAGUACAAAAUCCUGGUCCGGAAACCUAUUGUGUGAUUGCAGGAAUUGAAAAUGUCAGAGUGAAAAAUAUUAUUUCUUCCAACAAGCAUGAUGUUGUGAGAGCGGAGUGGCUUGUACAGUGCUUUCAAACCAGAACAUUUGUGCCUUGGCAGCCUGCUUUCAUGAUUCACAUGUCUCCAGAAACAAAGCACCAUUUUGCUUGUGAAUAUGACUGCUAUGGUGAUAGCUACACAGGUGAUACUGAUAUUGACCAACUAAAGGAGGUGUUCUCAAGAAUGAAUAACUUUCAGGAGGAGAUCUCUCGGGAUGUGAUUGCUGACAUAGAAGCACGUUAUUCAUGGGAAAGCUCUCCAUUAAGUAUGUUUAGGCAGUACACCAUUUACCUGGCCCUUUCUGAUGAACUGAGCAAUUCAGGUGCUAAGAUUAAACAAACAAAACUGUUAACUAAAGCGCUGAUACUUCGCUUUCAUGGAGCAAAAGUAGUCUCACAGCUUGAGGAGGGUGUGUCCCAUGUAAUCAGCGGAGAUCGUGCUGAUCUGAAGGAGAUAAAGACUGUGAGAAGAAUGUUCAAAAGGAAGUUUAAAAUUGUGUCUGAGCACUGGGUAAAGGAUUCUAUAAAGGCUGGGGAGUUACAAAAUGAAAAUGUUUACUUAAUUUAAAUAUGAUUUUAUUUAGUAGGAAAUAAAUUAUUUUGGUUAACUUCAUUUAUCUAUUUAAAAGAAUUCUGCCAGGCCCUUUUUAAUACUUUUUUGAAGUUUGUAGUUAAAUAAUAAGUAUGAUAAUGAGAGGAGUUUUCAAUACAGUGCUGAAAAAGAGGCAAUUUUAAAUUUUCUCUAGAAUUUAUUUAGAUGCUAAUUUCGCUUUUAUAGAAAAUACAGCUGUUUUGCUGUUUAAAACCCAAUUUGCAAUGAGUUAAUCUGGAGUAUGUGAACCUGAAAAAAUUUAGUCCUACUUAAACUAAAUGAGGCUGUAAUCAAAGCAAGCCUAAUGCCCUCCACUGCAGCAGAGCUGGCAUGAGGGUAUUAGGUCUCACUCUAUUGAUGGCUCUGCUAGCACAGAGUAUCCUGAUGUGCCCACCAAAACCACAGGCAGGUAGAAACCACUGCCAGCGGUAUCCUCACUGGCAAUAGUCAGUGUACUGUAAGCCCUGAAAUUGAGCUAGAGAAGAACUGGGCCGAUCAAGGAUGCACUGGUUCCUAAGCUGGUCCAGGGCCCUCUGCUGUGGCAGCCUGGAACUAUCACAGCAAAUAACUGCUGUCUUUCCAUCCUGGCAGGUGUGAGGGGCAGGGCCUCGGAUGAGGUGGUGACUCUGCAGCCCUGCUUCCAUCCGGGUUAGGGUUGCUCCUUAAGGCUUCAGACCAAUGCUGCGAUUUAACGGGUUUGUGGAUGAGGCUAAUAAUAAUUAAGAGUAGUAUCAAUUUAUAUUAUCUCAUUAAUAUUAUCUUAUAAUAAUGACAACUUUUAAAUGAAUAAUUGUCGUUUAAGUAGGAAAUAACUGUCUAUUAUAACACAAUGAUGCUAUCAUUAUUUAUUCUCUAGCACAGCCUUUCCCAACCAGUGUGCCUCCAGAUGUUGUUGGACCACAAGUCCCAUCUUUCCUGACCAUUGGCAAUGCUUGCUGAGGCUGAUGGGAGUUGUGGUCCAACAACAUCUGGAGUCACACUGGUUGGGAAAGGCUGCUCUAGCAGCUAUCAAAAUAAUUCAAAGUGGCUUGUCAGCCAAUUUUAGAAAAUACCAAGAAUUACUGUCUUUUAAAAUAAAUUAGACAAAAGCCAGUCUUAUGCAUGUUUAUACAUUCAAAAUAAACUCAUUAAAAUUUCAAAUUAUAAUCCUAAAUGCAACAUUAAAAAGUUAUUGCGGCUAUUCCAACAGAGUUAUUUUUAGACUUCAGUCCCACCGAGGUGGGACUGAAGGUGGUUGAACCAUCUUCUCCAAAGUCCUCCAGGGCUCUUGGUGGCAGGAAAGAAAUGAGGGUGGAGCAGCAAUCCAGCACUCCUGUCCUUUUACCAGCUAUUUUUAUAAAUUAGCUCUUUUCAUCCCACUGGGAACAACAGGAGGGGAAUCAGAGGGAGAGAUUUACUCCAGUUCCUAAGCUGGUUCCCCUUUUUGGCCCUUACCAACGUUAGAGUUCAAAAAAGUGUUGGAUGUUUCCAUAGCAGUGGAAUGUGGGCUUCCGACGUUCAAUCUCCCCAAUUAUGGAGAGGAGCCUCAGUGUACCCUAUGACCCCUGGGGUACACUCCCAGGGGCCACACAAUCUCAGCUUUAGGACUCUAAUUUGAAUUAAACGUUUAAACAAAAUCAGAUCAGGACAUUCAUUUCCUUUGCCAGUUGUAUAGGAAGAAAAUGUUUUCUCACAAUGUAUUUUAUUUUCAUCUGUGUUUUAGAAAUAUUCUGUCAGGAAUUAUACAAAUAAAAUACCUUUUUUAAAAACAA
Rhineura floridana is the source of this 4976-nucleotide messenger RNA. RefSeq names its product DNA ligase 4 (gene LIG4). NCBI's taxonomy places the organism in Eukaryota, Metazoa, Chordata, Lepidosauria, Squamata, Rhineuridae. Gene Ontology annotation, cellular component: DNA ligase IV complex; DNA-dependent protein kinase-DNA ligase 4 complex. The record is from RefSeq and is a predicted model, not a curated record. Gene Ontology annotation, molecular function: DNA ligase (ATP) activity; DNA binding; ATP binding. Gene Ontology annotation, biological process: immunoglobulin V(D)J recombination; nucleotide-excision repair, DNA gap filling; double-strand break repair via nonhomologous end joining. The transcript has 3 exons. The coding region runs from base 469 to 3201 and encodes 910 amino acids.